Harpegnathos saltator (Jerdon's jumping ant) is the source of this 1898-nucleotide messenger RNA. RefSeq names its product venom protease. The coding region runs from base 247 to 1686 and encodes 479 amino acids. The record is from RefSeq and is a predicted model, not a curated record. Gene Ontology annotation, molecular function: serine-type endopeptidase activity. The transcript is spliced from 6 exons. Gene Ontology annotation, biological process: proteolysis. Lineage: Eukaryota; Metazoa; Arthropoda; Insecta; Hymenoptera; Formicidae.
UUAUAGUCGGAGUCGGGAGUAGGUCUUUUCUCUCAGGAUCCUCGGGAAACGGAGGGUAUUAAUUGGAAAUAAAGAGGACUCAAGAUUUCUGACAUAAAACAAACGUAUAUUUCCGCCCGUGUAACCACGGGAUCACAAUUAUGUAUUCUCUUCCGGGCGACAACGGAAUUCCACCCGAAUCGCUACUCAGCAAUAGCUCUUCGGUAUAAAGCGGUGACUCGCGGACCGCUGACAAAAGGUCCUCGAAUGACUUCUGACGAAGAGGCGAUAGUGACCUCGGUGUGUCCUCGUGGCAUGCGAUCCGCGAUUUCGAUAGCUGCCGAUACCCGUUUACGAGAGAGAGACGCCCUGCUCCCCGCAUUCCGCGGGAAGACCGCUAAACGGCUUCGGCCACCAAUACUCAACACAAAUUUUUGCCAAAGUCUGACAGCCGCCGAUCGGUCCCGCCGCGCAAGUGGUUCAUACAGACAAAGGGCUACCACAGACAGAUACUCUUACACGUUCGCACGCCGGCGGCAGCCUCCCUCGGAAGGAUGUAUAAUUAGCGAUUCAAGAGGGUUCUUGACGUCAGGUGUAUGCAAGUUCUUGCAAUACUGCCCGCUAGUUUACGACGCAUUGUUAGUCGGAAACUUACCCAUUACGUGCGGAUUUGUAGGUUUUGAGCCGAUAGUCUGUUGCCCGACAAACAAUGAAAACGGAAAGGAUAUCACCACGGAAAGGAUAAUGUCAAAACUAACCACAAGCUCCACCGAAAGAAUAAACACGCAGACUUUGAUAUUCGACAACACCAGAGGAUCAUUAGCGCGAGCAAAAUGUGCGGAAAAUGCAGAAGUUGCUUUUGAUUUGGAAUUAUCAGCUGCGAAGGCCGGUCCUAUGAAACCAAUGGAAGACACCAUGCUAUCAUUCAUAUUUGUCGUCGGAGGUAAGAAUGCUGAGCCGAAAGAAUUUCCACACAUGGCAGCCAUCGGAUUUGAAAAUGAAAAAAAUGAGAUACUGUGGCUAUGUGGUGGUAGUUUGAUUUCCGAUAGAGUGGUACUGACAGCGGCUCAUUGUACUUUUAACCAAAACUGGGGAGUCGCGAAGUGGGCACGAGUCGGUGACCUGAAUCUAGCGGAGACAAAUGACGAUGCAAUGCCGCAGACUAUCAGAAUCGUCGAAAGAAUACUGCAUCCUGAUUAUAAAAAACCGUCGCAGUACCACGAUAUAGCCAUAGUAAAGUUAGAAACCCCGAUUACUUAUACUGUAUGGGCCAGGCCAGCAUGUCUUCCGGUUGACUUACCUGAUAUUGGUUAUGGUGGUGCAGCAGUUGCUACUGGAUGGGGACGUCUUGAUUGGGCCGACGAACAGGGCUCCGACCAUUUGCAGAAAGUGAUACUCAGUUUGGUUCCGCAGCAGUCUUGCAAUGAAAGUUUUUUCGAUGCAGAUAGUACUAUUAGCUUCGCACGAGGCAUUGUUGAUGAAUGGCAAAUAUGUGCAGGAGAUGAAGGAAAAGAUACUUGUCAGGGUGACAGCGGAGGGCCUCUGACUGUUUUUAACCCCGUUCAUAACAAUACACAUAACAUAAUUGGUAUUACGAGUGUGGGACGAGUAUGCGGAAGCAUCGUACCUGCUGUGUACACUCGAGUCUAUCACUACAUCCCCUGGAUAGAAAGAGUAGCAUGGCCGGAAUAUUUCAAAAAUCAGUAAUCAGUAAAAUUAAGAAUUAACCUUUAAAUAUACAGACAAGAAACGGACCAAUAAAUUUUAGCACAGUUUUCUGCAUAUCUUUCAAUAGCGAUAAAUCAGCCAAAAAUCAUCGUAUUGAUAUGAAAUAAGACUCAAAUUAAAGCUUGGACAUUUCUUGUCAACAACCAAAAACCUAAAAGUGGAUUAUAAUAAACGUUUUACAAAAUAGCGGA